Molecule: messenger RNA, 1590 nt
Organism: Mesorhabditis spiculigera
Lineage: Eukaryota; Metazoa; Nematoda; Chromadorea; Rhabditida; Rhabditidae
Source: the annotation of a GenBank genome assembly
AUGGAGCCGGAAUUUGACCCGAACAAGGUGAAAAAAGAGGUGGUGCUGGAGGCGGAUCCGGCGGUCGAGUACCAUCCACCAAUAGAGGCUUUUCCGGAAGCGGUGCCGCUGCUCGAGCACGAGCACCGGUUGAUGCUCGACAAUCUGACGCGCGACACGCUCUUUGUUUUUGCCGGCGGUCUCGGCGUCGAGCGUCUCUUCCUGCACUACCUGAUGCUCUACUCGAGCCGCAAGCUGCUCGCCCUCGUCAUCAACACCACCGAUCAGGACGAGGCCUUCUUCCUGUCGAAGCUCAACGCCCUGCCAGCCGACCAGUUCACCCCGCCAAAGAUCCUCAACGCCGACGUGUCCAUUGCAGAUCGACUAUCCCUCUACCUCCAAGGCGGCGUCCACUUUAUCACCUCGCGAAUUCUAAUGGUCGACUUUUUGACGGAUCGAAUUCCGGCCAAAAUGGUGGCCGUCAUCUUGGUCUACCGUGCUCAUCAGCUUCUGAAUACAUUCCAAGACGCCUUUAUCCUGCGUCUCUACCGUGAGAAGAAUAAGGAAGGCCGUGUGAGGGCAUUCACCGAUCAACCACAAGCCAUUGCUGGAUUGGGACAGUUGCAGAGACUGGUCGAUCGUCUCUACGUGCGUCAUGUCCGUCUCGUCCCCCGUUACGAUGAAGGCGUCGUCGAGACUCUUUCCAAAUCUGAGCCCACCUCUAUCGAAUUGGGCAUCGAUCUACCGGGGGCGAUGCGGAGAUGUAUUUCUCUGAUUUCCGACCUGCUAAAAGUGUGUCUGCGCGAGUUGAAGCAGUCGGCCGUCCGUGUCAAGAGCCAAAUCGAAGAAGACGCCGAGUCGGAGGCGUUCAAUUCGGGCCUCUAUUUCGUCACCGAGCUGGAGAGGAGGCUUCGAUUGAAACGUUCUUACCUGCCCGACCGCCAGCAGCGCCUCCUGCAGGACUGUGAAUUUCUGCGGAAUCUGCUGCGGAUCGCCGAGACCCGCGACGCGUGCACCGUCCUCUCAAAGCUCACUUGGUUCUCCAAGGAUAAAGAGGCGCUGGAGCACUCGUCCGGCUGGCUGUUCACCCCAACCGGAAAUCGUCUGAUGGCCGUCAGCCAGGAGCUCGCUUCCGCACUGUCGCCGAGGCCAGAGUUUGCGGAACCGCCAAAAUGGACGGCUCUCCAGGGUGUACUUGAUGAAAUUCGUGAGCUCUACGUCUCUCCAGAAGAAGUCCCGCCCGGUGGCCCGUCGGUUGUGAUCUUCGUGGCUGACGACGCCUCGCAGCUGCAGCUGACCGAUCUGUUGAAGAGGGGAAUUGCUAGGACAAAGAUGGACUUGAAGAAGUCGAUCCGCACUGUGACUGGAGAUCCAGAUAUCCGUCCUCUAUGGGAUCCAGACCAAGUAUUCCCCUUCUACACCAAAGAAAUGGAAGAAACGGAGGGCUCGCGAAAAGACGUCGUCGGAAAUAUUCAGAAAAAUCAGAAGGAGGCCACCAGGGCUGUCAAGAAGAGGAAAAAGGUCGCGGAGACGCUGGUCGGCAUCAAGCAGCGCAAUUUGGAACAUUUCGGAAUUAUGCGCUACCGGCGGACCGUCGAGAAGGGGCUGCCG